GAUGGGUCAAACUACAGAAGUUACCGGUAAUGAUGACGAACUGUGGAAAACAGCAUCAGAAGCAGGAGAAAAGUUCAGUGCUUUGUACUAUCGUGCUUUUGACAAGCCGAACAGACCUGAUUUGCCUGGAUUUCUUAUGGAUAAUGUUGUUCUUCUAUGGAAUGGGAAUCGUGUGGAAGGUCAGCAACCAGUGAUUGACUUCUUUUCUAAGCUUCCAGACAGUACUUGUACCUUACACUCAUUAUCCUGUCAACCAGUACAUAAAAGUCUAAGUGGUGACCGAUUAUUGGUUUUGGUAAAUGUGUUUGGUACCAUAAAAUUUGAACAACACCCUACCCAUAUUUUCUCUGAAACAUUUUUCCUGACACAAGAAUCAAAUUUGUGGCGAGUACAGUCAGUCACAUUUCGGUUCAUCGACUAAUCCUUGUAACUUUGAUUCUAAAAACCAAUUUUUUACAGUUUUUUUUGUUUUGGAUAAAAAUCAUUGUACUGCUCUCGUAUUUUUUCAAGAUUGUUAUUUUUAAAUGUAGUGCUUUAAUUAUCCAAGAGUUUCACAGUGAUUGUCUAUCAGCAGAAUUUACGGGAGGGGAAUUUGAAACGUAAACUAUCCUCCAUUGUACUAGUUUUAUCACUAUCAUGUGUACAUAUUUUAUUGGCGAUGUACUAUUGUGUUAAAAUCAAUGUAAUAAUGCAGAAAUGUCUAAUCAAGGACGGUCUAUAUAUCCCAAUAAAUAAGUGUAUAUUUGAUAAGAUUUAAUUUCUUAAGAUUUUAAACAAUCCAGGUAAAUCCUAUCUCGAAUUUCAAAUACUUUGUUGUAAAUUUGUUUGUACAUAUAUACUACAAUAUUGGAUUUUUGAGUUUUAAUUUUGCUAUUAGUACUGAUUGCUCAAGUAAGCAUGUUUGAUUAAGUUCACAUGUAACCAUUAGAUUACUUAGUUUCACUGUCUACCAAAUAAAGAAGUAUAUAGUGUUGUUUUGUUUUCAGUUUGGAGCACA
Molecule: messenger RNA, 997 nt
Organism: Schistosoma turkestanicum
Lineage: Eukaryota; Metazoa; Platyhelminthes; Trematoda; Strigeidida; Schistosomatidae
Source: the annotation of a GenBank genome assembly